Mycosarcoma maydis (corn smut) is the source of this 1188-nucleotide messenger RNA. RefSeq lists its product as uncharacterized. NCBI's taxonomy places the organism in Eukaryota, Fungi, Basidiomycota, Ustilaginomycetes, Ustilaginales. The coding region runs from base 1 to 1188 and encodes 395 amino acids. The record is from RefSeq and is a predicted model, not a curated record. Gene Ontology annotation, biological process: RNA export from nucleus; transcription-dependent tethering of RNA polymerase II gene DNA at nuclear periphery. Gene Ontology annotation, molecular function: RNA binding; ubiquitin binding. The transcript has a single exon. Gene Ontology annotation, cellular component: nuclear pore.
AUGGCAUUCUUCUCAUCUGCAUCCACGCCCAGCACGUUUGGUGCACGCCCUGCGGCCACCCCGGGGCAGAUCAAUACUUCGGCAGCGACCAAGACAAGCGGCGAUCAGGAUCAAGAGGUCGCACCCGGCGCCACCGACACCGUCAGCUGUCUCGCAUUCUCUCCCACCGCCGACUUCCUCGCCGUAGGAAGCUGGGACAACAACGUUCGCAUCUACCAAAUCAACAAGACUUCCCCAACGCCCGUGCAACCGUGGCAGCAGUAUUCACACGAAGCGCCAGUGCUCGAUCUUUGCUGGAGCACCGACGGCGCCAAAGUGUUUUCCGUCGGAGCCGAUAAGGUGUGUCGUAUGUUCGAUAUGAACACUAAUCAGCCUACGGUGGUGGCACAGCACGCUGAUACAAUCCGAAGCGUUUGCUGGUUAAACGUCGCUGGCGGCGUGUUGCUGACAGCGGGUUGGGACAAGCAGUUGAAGAUCUGGAAGAUCGACAAUCCCGCAUCGCCGCAGGCGGUGCAUUCAUUGACGCUGCCCGAAAAGUGUUACGUCAUGGACAACGUGCAAAACGUAGUUGUAGUGGCUAUGGCCGAGCGAAUGGUUCUUGGAUUCCGAUUGGAAGAAACAGGCUCCAUCACGCCUCUCACCGAACAGCAAAGCCCUCUCAAGUACCAGACCCGCUCCAUGGCCGUUCUUCCAGAUGGUGAUGGUUACGCUCUGGGUGGAGUAGAAGGUCGUGUAGGAGUACAAUACUUCCACGAUCCACCAGACAAGGACAACAAGGUCAAGAAAUUCGCCUUCAAAUGCCAUCGUCGCGCCAACGCCGAUCACCCAGAGGUACCGCGCAACGAGUCGCACCUCUUCCCGGUCAACUGCAUCGCAUUCAACGUUCACGGCACCUUUGCGACAGGAGGUGCAGACGGAAGCAUCAACUUUUGGUGUAAGCAGUCGAGGACCAGGUUGAAGACCAUGGAAACAAAGGGUCCGGCUAACGCGCCCAAGGAGUUGCUCAAGACGAACCCGGCUAAACAGCCAAUCACCGCGAUCGGAUUCAACAGAGACGCGACGAUUCUGGCUUAUGCUGUCGGAUACGAUUGGCAUAAAGGCUAUGCUGGGGCGGGGGCGGUGGAGCCGAAAGUGUACAUACAACCGGUCAACUACGAGGACGUGAAAAAGAGACCUCCCAAAGCAUGA